Messenger RNA from Danio rerio (zebrafish), 2298 nucleotides. Lineage: Eukaryota; Metazoa; Chordata; Actinopteri; Cypriniformes; Danionidae. The record is from RefSeq and is a predicted model, not a curated record.
GUCGUGCAGUGCCAUGACAUGAAGCAGCCGAGAACUGUUUUUCUGCAGUUUUCGCUGUCCUGAAACACACACACAGAUGGCUAUGAGCGGCUGAAGUUAGCAAAUACCCAGAACAACUUUAAUUGACGCACAUUUGACAUGUCAGACCCUAAAAGAGCUGGCGCUGAUGCUGGAUCAGUGGUUUCGGACCCUCAGCACUCCCAGAAGCUUCUCAGGGUCCUUCAGUCUUUCAGACAGGACGACUGUUUUCAAGAUGCAGUGCUGGUUUUGGAAGGUGAACAGAUUCCUGUGCAGAAAAACAUUUUGGCUGCUGCUAGUCCGUACAUCAGGACCAAAUUAAAUUACAACCCACCAAAGGAGGAUGGAUCUGUAUACACAAUCGAGUUGCAGGGGAUUGCAGUGACCACCAUGAGGCAGAUAUUAGACUAUAUUUUCAGUGGGGAGAUCACUCUGAGUGAAGACACCAUUCAGGACGUGGUUCAGGCCGCUGAUCUUCUACUUCUCACUGAUCUCAAGUCUCUGUGCUGUCAGUUCCUGGAGAGCUGCAUCACUGCUGAAAACUGCAUCGGUAUUCGGGUCUUUUCUUUGCAUUACUGCCUGCACCACGUUUAUCACGUGGCCACAGAGUUCCUGCAGACGCAUUUCCGCGACGUGGCCAAUACAGAGGAGUUCUUGGAGCAGCCGCCCGAUCGCCUGUGCGAGCUGCUGUCCAUGGAGAAGCUCAACGUUGGGAAUGAAAGACACGUCCUGGAGGCUGUUGUCCGCUGGAUCGGCCAUGACACUGAAGCUCGACGAGUCCAUAUGAAAGAGGUGAUGUCUGCUGUGUGGGUUCAAGGCCUGGACCAGAGUUACCUCCAGGAGCAAAUGCUGGGAGACUCGCUGAUGCGGGAGGUGAUUGGGAAUUGUUGUAUGGAGUCUCUAGGAGGAGCAGCACAGCAGGGAGAGGCUUUGCUCGCUGCGUUCAAACCUCGCGGCUACUCUGAGUGCAUCGUCACAGUCGGCGGUGAAGAAAGGACCUCUCGGAAGCCCACGGCAGUGGCGCGCUGCAUGUGUCCGCUUUACGAUCGCAACAGGCAGCUGUGGAUUGACCUGAUGCCAAUGAAGGAGAGAAGGGUUGGCCAUGGGGUUGUGUCUGCAGAGGGGUAUGUGUUUGCAAUUGGAGGAAUGGAUGAGAAUAAAACCGUCUUGAGCUCUGGAGAGAAAUUUGAUCCGGAGACCAACACCUGGACCCAGAUCCCAUCAAUGAUGCAGGCCAGACAGCAUUUUGGCAUAGCGGAGCUGGACGGGAUGAUCUAUGUGUUGGGUGGGGAAAAUGAGGACACUGAAGUUCUCCUCACGAUGGAGGUGUUUGACCCGCAUUGCAAUGUCUGGAGAAUGCUGCCAAAGAUGACCACAGUACGCAAGUUUGGUAGCUGUGCCACCAUGAAGAAGAGACUGUAUGUGAUGGGCGGAGGAUCAUAUGGGAAGAUCUACGAUUCUGUGGAGUGCUACGACCCCAAAACCCAACAGUGGACAACAGUCUGCCCUCUUAAAGAGAGGAGGCACCAGUUUCGACUAUGUCCGUGAGUUUCGCAGGAGCACAGGCACCUGGCACCCCACCAGACCCCUCAUGCCCUCAGAUCUGAGCAAGACGAGCUGUGCCGCCCUGCGCAUCGCCAACUGUAAGCUGUUCCGACUGCAGCUCCAGCAGGGACAGUUUCGCAUUCGGGUUCCAUCCACAUAAACAACCACUGACUGUAACACUGCUGGUCUGGAGGAGGAUGCCAGGGAUUGUGGGAUUACAUUGGCUUCGACUGAGGUGUGGUUACAAUGUGGGAAAUCUUGUUCUGUUUUUUUAUAGUGGCUUCCAGUCACAGGAAAUUCUGUUACGGUAGAAGGGACCCGCUCGCUAUUUUCAUGCUUCAUUUGAGUAGUAUUAAUUAGGUUGUUGAUACGGCUAGUAUCUUGAUGCUAAUACUUUUGAUUUAAAGUAGGUGAAGGAGGACAAAAAUGACUGUUUUGUACAAUGGAUGAGUCUUAAAUGUAGAUCUGAUAGGGAACAAUCAAGAAAUAAUCAGGGCUUGUGGUGUUUUACGAUCGAGCACAGUUGCUAAUAUUAUUAUCAGUGUUAGUGUAGCUACUGUACAAUCAAGGGGGAAAUGAUGCGUUAGGCUAUUUAAAUGAUUUAUUAUGUAUUAGUAUUUAGCCUUUCAGAGGGAUGAAUUGCUAAUUAAAGACUUCCAUAUAAUAUACACCACCUGACAAAAGUCUUGUCAUCCAUCCCAGCUGUAAGAGCACCAAAUAAUAACUUGACUCAUU